GUUGAUAUAUUUCCAUUCAGGAUUCAUUCCCCAACUUGGAAAUUCUGUCCGUGGACAACGUGGAUAUUUGGUACGGUACAUCCCCAGUACCAACAGAGUCCUUCAGCAACCUAAAAUGUGUUGCAUUGAGUAAUUGGGCACAUUUCUCCCAGCAAGCUACGUCACUCUUCCUUCAGAAAUUACACAAUAUUGAAAGAAUUGAGGUGAAUUGGGCUCCUCCCGAAGAAAUAUUUGUCAGUGAAGGAAACAGUAGUUGUGAGGAAAUACAUGCAGUUGGGACCCUACCAAGCAUACGAAUUUUAAAGUUUUACGGUUGCAAAAUGUUGCAUCUAGGGAAGGAGAACUCCGGAUCAGGAGGCCCAAUUUUUCCAAACUUGGAAGUUCUAGAGGUGACGCAUCAUUCUCUCGGAUUAAAGAAUUUGGAGUCAUCAGCGAUCUCCUUCCGGAAUUUAACAACUUUGAAAGUAGUUUAUUGUCCGGGUUUGGAACAUUUAAUAACUUAUUCAGUGGCUAAAAGCUUAAAGCAACUGACAACAAUGGAAGUGAAUUACUGUCCAAGAAUUGCAGUCAUAGUGGCAACAGACGGUGAUGAUGCAGCAGAAGAGAUUACUUUCAGCCGGUUGCAAGUUUUAACCCUUCAGAGACUGCCAAAUUUGCAAGGCUUUUGCUCCAGAAGUUGCAUUGUGAAUCUCCCAUCCUUGACUACUUUAUCCAUGAGCAACCGCCUUAAAUUGAAGAUUUUCCAAGAAAAGCUAAAGAUAACAAGCAAGCACUCUGACACGGAGGAGGAUGAGGAAAUAGGCGUGCCGAGUGCUGAAACAAAUAUUGCAAGCUAGUCACCAUUUCAAAUCUUAGCCAUGUACAUUUCACGGUGAGCCUGCAAGCUGCUGCCUCAAGGAGAGCAGUACAGAAGGCCCACCCUGUUUCAGUGGAAGGACGCUCUACACCCUGUUUCCCUGGGAUUUGUGGAAGCAUUGAUGCUUUCCGAAUGUUCUUUUACUUGACUGGUUUGAAAGUUCCAUCUUUCUAAUCGCAAAAGGAGGACUCUCUGAUGUUGUGGUGUUGAAGUUGGAGUCUUUACCUUGUCGAGCUACCAAAUCCAAGACGUUUUGAUCUUUUCCUUGGCUUAUAUGUUAUGGUUUUUACUGCUUUCCAUGUUGUAUUUAUCAAUGAAGUGUGGUUUAUGAUUGAGCGCGAACAACGAACAAUUUUUUUUUCUUCUAUUUUCUGUAGUAAGAGAACUUUAGAGUUCGUGUCAGAUUAGGUUGAACAUUAGCAGCUGCUGCAGUUCUUGGUUCUUACUUUUAUGUAUUCUCACAGUUGCACUUAUCAAUACAAACAAAUCAGGAGAGA
Molecule: messenger RNA, 1353 nt
Organism: Rosa rugosa (rugosa rose)
Lineage: Eukaryota; Viridiplantae; Streptophyta; Magnoliopsida; Rosales; Rosaceae
Exons: 3
Coding region: 321-836 (171 amino acids)
Source: RefSeq, a predicted model, not a curated record